ACAACAUUAGGCUUGACCAAAAGGCUAAAUUUUUAUUUUGAAAUUAUUAUAAUUUUUAAAGAAAUACAACAAUAAUCCAAAUUACACAAUUGAAAAUCAAUAACAAUAUCACCGGUAAUUAUAAUAAAUUUUUGACAUUUGUUAAUUGAUGCGAUUAUUAUCAUCAUUAAAUAACAAGAAAAAAAGUAACCUAUAGGUAUAUUAUAUUCUACCUCAAGAAAUUUUGUGUGUUUAUCGAAAUAAUUGAAUAAUGGAUCAAAAAAAGAGUAAUGUUAAAAUGGAUCAACGAAUUAAAACUCUUAUUGAUGUUAGCCAGAGAGUCUCAGAUACUAACAGAUUUAUUGAAAUUGCUAUUGAGCGGGUCAAAACAAAAAUUAGAUGUUCAGCUUACCCAGAAUUUAUACGUAGAUCACUACAAUUAUUAAACAGAGAAGAAUUAUUCGAAGUUCGUGAAAAAUACUGGAGUAUGAUUGCUCAAAUGAUAAUCAACAAUAUGUUCCCACUUCCACUAUUCCAAUCGGAGUAUCGUAAAAUGUUGGAAGAAACAACAGGCAAUGAUUUAUUAUGGACCUACAGAGUUGAAAUAUUAAAAACAUUAAUAAUUCGUGGUGCAUAUCCAUUGAAAGAAUUAAUAAGUACGACAUCAGGACUUAAAAAAAGAGGCCUUGUUGGUAAACUUGUUGGAAAAUUAUUUAAAAUAUUAGUAGAAAGUGAAGGUAAAACAUCAAUUGCUGAAAAAUGGAAUGACAGUGGUAUUGAAUGGAAUGACUUACUUGAUAAAUCACUUGAAGAUCUAGAUGAGAUUAUCAGCAUGAAUGAUUUACAAUUUUUAACAAUUUGUGAAACAGACCAACUAAGCAACCGAUUAUUUGAAUUAUUACGUGAAAGUAGUCCUCAUGAUAAAACUUGUAUAAUAAGAAAUUGGAUAAACGAAAAUGUUGUUGAAGAAAAAACAAAAAAACCGAAAUUUGUCAGAAUGCUUUUUACAGCAAUAUUAGAAUCCGGUAUUGACUUAAAAGAAAGUUCCAAGUACUUUUUUGGUGAGAUUCAAUAUUAUCAACCAAAUCGCUCAAAAAUUAUAAAUCACUUACCUCUUAUGGAAGAUUAUAUUGAUGAUAAUCUAGAAUCAGAAUUACAAUGUUUAUAUGCCUUGACUCGUGUCAGCCAUCAAUAUGGCCAUCCUCCAGGUUUCGCGUAUGAUAUAAUUAAAGAACUACAUCAACAAGACCAUAUAUCAAUCGAUGCUAUUUUCAAAUGGGUUUCUAAUAAAGAUGAUACUGAAUUACUGGGUCAUCGUGAAGCUAUAAUGGAUCUUUUAAGUCGGCCAUUAUCAUUAAACUUUGAAAGUAACAGUCAAAAACUGCCUGUGAAAUUACAAUUGCAAAAAAAAACAGCUGCUACUCAAACUUUGAGCAGUGAUUUUGAUGGAAAUAUACCUAACAAAAAUGAAAUAAUGGUUUAUUGUGAUGUGGACAAAUAUAAAUCAGUAAUUGAUGAUAGAAUAUCGAAACUUCAAGGGUAUGAAGCAUUAUCAAAAAACCUUGAUGAAAUGGCUAAAACAAUUGGUAAAUUUUCAGAUGAUAUUGUUGAUUUACUUGAAAAUCUAGAUGAUAUUGUUGAAUAACAUAAUUUACUAUUUUUAACAAAUGAUGCAACAGAAAAUAUACCAAGUAGUAUAGAAUUGGCAUAUGAAGAGUCA
This is a messenger RNA of Aphidius gifuensis, 1699 nucleotides long. RefSeq names its product eukaryotic translation initiation factor 4 gamma 3-like. The coding region runs from base 251 to 1624 and encodes 457 amino acids. Lineage: Eukaryota; Metazoa; Arthropoda; Insecta; Hymenoptera; Braconidae. The transcript is spliced from 5 exons. The record is from RefSeq and is a predicted model, not a curated record. Gene Ontology annotation, molecular function: protein binding.